AUCUAUGCAUUUUCUCUCUCUCUGGAGCUCCGCCGCCCAUUUUUUUAUGAAGAAAAAAGAUACUCUUUUUCAAAUACCCAUUACUUGAUUCUAUGGUGCUUGAGAGUUGGGUAUUUCUUUAAGGGUAUUGAGUCUAUGUGAGGGGAGGCUUUUCCAAGCUCAGGGGAGACAAUGAUUCUAACAAAGCAGUAUCGUUGCAUACACUCUGCUAGUUGUCAAUGCACAAAAGGGCAUCUAAGUGAAGAUGUGAUUUUUCUUGUGUUCCAACAUCUGAAGUGGAACCCCAAGUUGAUUGCUGCUUUAUCCUGUGUCUGCAAAUGGUUUGAUGAUCUUGCCAAACGAGUUCUAUGGAAAGAAUUCUGCCGUACAAGGGCCCCAAAAAUGAUGCUUGAUCUGCAAUCUGGUGGGAGCCACAGUGUUGAUGGGAACUGGAGGGCACUUGGAAAGCUGCUUAUUUAUUGUUCAGGAUGUAGCAAGGAUGGCUUGUUCAAUAGCAUUCACAUUCCUGGUCAUUUUGUUUACAGGACUAGAUUCUCCAGGACUUCAGGAAAGAGCUUCCUUUUGCCACAAUGCAGAACAGAUGUUUUAUAUGUGUCUGACCCUUGUGAACAUCUUGACCAAGGUGAGGAAGGUGAUGUGGGAUUCUUCCGAGGAGUUUUCAAGUCAUUUGCAAUGUCAAAGGUUAGGAAGAUGCUAAUUAAAAGGAAUGCCCAGUUUCAUCCAUCAGAGGUAUGUCCUUAUUGUAAAGCAAAGUUGUGGAGCAUGCUGCAAGCAAAAAUGAUACCACAGAGUGCCAGCUGCCGGUUGGGUGCUUAUGAGGAUUGCAUUGAGUACCAUGUGUGCCUUAAUGGACAUAUGCUUGGGAUCUGUACCCUCUUACCCUUGUCUGAUUCUGAAGAGGCAGCAUCUGAAUCAGAGGGAUAGUUAGAAACACCAGGGCAGUUUGUUUCUCAGUAGAUUGGUCUCAGGGUGGAAGAUGAAAGUACCAUCUGUCUUUAUUUCACUAAGACAUGGAAUUGGCCAUCUUGAUCUCAACUCGCCAAUGUUCUUCACUUAUUCCUGUAUCAAUCUUUCUUGGAGGGUUAGAAGCUUCUGCUAACGAUUUCUUUAUCAAUUAUCCAUUGUUUGACGGUUGUUACUGUGAACGUGUAAUAUCUUGUACAUUUAUGAAUGAGUCAUAUAAUGUAUCUGACAAUGCUGUCUUAAAUGGUUCAUACAAAUUUGUUGUUUG
This is a messenger RNA of Rubroshorea leprosula, 1231 nucleotides long. The record is from the annotation of a GenBank genome assembly. NCBI's taxonomy places the organism in Eukaryota, Viridiplantae, Streptophyta, Magnoliopsida, Malvales, Dipterocarpaceae.